AAAAUAGACACCAGACGCUCAAGUUCUCAACGCAGUCCUGCUCCUCCAUCCCCGUUUUCAGAGAAUCUUGAUCCAAAGACAUCACAGUAGUUCUGUUCCGCACGAUCUUCUGCACAGAGUAAUUAGUCUCGAUCGACCAUGAGUUACCAGCAAGGUUCUUCCCCCGCAGGCGCAGCAGGAUACCCGGCUGCACGCCAGCAGCAGCAGCAGCAAGCCUACGUGGCGCCGCCGCCGCCGCCCGGCUACCCACAGGUGCAGGACGAGCAGCAGCAGUACCCAGCCGGCGCCGGCGCCGGCGCCGAGACCACCAGCCGCGGCCAUCACCAUCACCACCACGGCGGCGGCGGCGGCUUCUGGAAAGGAUGCUGCGCGGCGCUCUGCUGCUGCUGCCUCCUCGACGCCUGCUUCUGAUUUGAUCGAGCUUGUCCGAUGCUCGUCUCGUGAUCAUGGAGCGCUUACAUUACAUUACAUACACGCGCUCUGAUCACUGGGCUGAGCAGGGAGGAGGUGUUCAUCAUGCACGGUUGAUUGAUUUGCUUUCGAGCCUGGAAUGCCCAUGCCGUGUACCUGAUCAUUCUUUUUUUUUCUCCUCUCUGGUGGCGUGUUCUGCUCUUGUUGCAUGGUUUCUUCCUUGUGUAUUGUAAAGUUUGUUGCUGCUUAAGCAACAUUUUGUAUGUAUGCGCAUGUAUGUUAUGUACUUCCUCCUUGUCAUGUAUGUUAAGUUGUGCUAAACCCGUGUCAAUAAAUAUGGAACAGAGGGAGGGAGUAUACUUUUCACGCGAUCUUUUGUGCGUCAUGUACUCCCUCCGUCCCAUAUUAAGUGCUGAAA
Molecule: messenger RNA, 829 nt
Organism: Brachypodium distachyon (stiff brome)
Lineage: Eukaryota; Viridiplantae; Streptophyta; Magnoliopsida; Poales; Poaceae
Product: cysteine-rich and transmembrane domain-containing protein WIH2
Exons: 2
Coding region: 139-411 (90 amino acids)
Cellular component (GO): plasma membrane
Source: RefSeq, a predicted model, not a curated record